AUGGCGCCCAUCCGUCUUGUCACGGAACAGCUCACUCGUGCAGAACACCACGUGACCCAAUCCUACGCGGCCCUGCGGCGAAUUCACAAGAAUUUCCGGGUAUGCGCCGACGCCGACGUCGUCCUCCGCAAAGGCCUAGGAGCCCCUAUCCCCGCUCUUUCCCAGGCUUCGGCUCCUACCAUCACCGAGGAGGACCGGUGCGCCCUAAACGCGUACAUGCAGAUUCUUGAUCGGGUGCAUGCUGCCCUCACCUUCCUUAGGGUCCGCCCCAGAAUCAGGUCGGGGGAGGCCGCCAUUCGGCACCUGGACGUCCGUCGAAGCAAAUUACUCGCGGAAAUGAAGGAAGAAAUCGUACGGCUGAUUGUCCAGGGCUCUUGUUGCACGGUCCAAGGUCCCUCAGGCCGCCUGAGUCCAUGGGGGGAGAGUCCCCUUUACCAACACACCGAGCCCAUUGCCUUAAAUAUCUCCCGCCGCAUUCGGGAUAUCUGCGAGUCCAUGGCACGUGCUGGGGACAUGCGAUGGGCCGAUGCCUACGCCAGAGCGCGCGGAAGCAAAGUUGAGGAGGCCGUCACCGUUUUUUUGCACGGGCAGCAACAGUCUUUCGGGGGCGGGGGAGGAAGCGGAGGAGGAAAGGGAGGAGAGACUCGCCUGUCUGUGAGCGUCUUGGGUGGUGCUAGCAGCAGCAACGGAGGGUUCGGCGGGGCAUCGAUUUCCCCGCCUAGGUUUGUGAGUGGCGGCGGCAGAGGGGAUGGAGAAGUGGGGGAUCGUACCGCUCUGCUCUCUACUCUGGGACGCGACGUCGCCGAAACAUGGCUCAGCUACCUGCAUUUUUUGCGCGAAAUCAUCAAGGGGGAAGAAAUUAUGUUCCUGCGCACCUUGCCCAUGAAUUUUGCGCAAUCGAUCCGGGCCUGGGAGGAUAUGAUGGGCCAAGUCUUAAUCCGGGUAUGCAAGGAAGCGACGGAGGCCUUGGACGUCAUGUUGGGGCGGGAAAAGACGGCGGGAGAGAAAGCCCUGUUGCUCCUGGCUGUGUUGACAGGCAUGGAACACCAAAUGCCCGCAUUCGAGCAGGCCUUUGCCAAUGUGACCAAACAUGCCUCCUCCCCCGGAUCCCCUGUCCCUACCAGCCUACGGGAAAUCCCUGCCAGCACCACAGUCAAGCCCCACCACCGUGCCCGCCCUUCCUCCACCUCCCUCUCGCUUCGUCCUCUUUCCAAGGCUUUUGCCGCAGUGUCCCAUCCCAAGGGGAACAUCCUCCCUGCCUCCCCCCUUGACUCCUCCCCACCCCUUGCCCACGUUCACCUUCUCUACCGACACGUCUGUCGCCUGACGAUCACUCACCUUCAAACAUUCUUGGACGAUGUGCUGAACGACUCCAUUUCCUCCCACAACUUGCCACGAAAUGCCUCCGUACACGUGGUUACCAGCAACACACUGAGGACCUUUAAGCGCAUCAUUGCCUACCACGAAAUCUUCGAGCAUCUUCCCCUCCUCGGGGGCCUGGCCCUCCUCCCGUGGGAAAGCGAGGAGGAUCGAGCCGCCCUCACCAGAGGGAAGGAAGAGGCAGAGGAACAAAGCACGGGGGAGGAACAGCAGGAAACGCAUUUGCGGAUCUAUGCUCAUCAGUUGUUUAUGAACCUGUUGAAGAACAUCCAGGGGAAGACCGAGGCGUAUCAUAAAAUGGACGGCGGCGUCGACAAAUAUAGCGCGGCGGGACAACCCCUCGUGUUUCUAAUGAACAACGCUCACUACAUGGUCUCCACCAUCGAAGCAUCCUCUUCCCUGGAAGAAGCUCCACUCGUGCGGACUGCCCCGACGUUCUCUUGGUGCCCUUCUGGCACCGUGUCGCUGACAAGCGUGGUCUCAGAAGCCUUCAUGGACAGGCUCCGGACGGUCACAAACGACUCUCGAACCAAAUUCACCGCCUCGGUCUGGGCAGACUUGGCGGAAGUCACAACGAACGACAAGUCAUUGCCGGACGUAGAAAACACUUCAGGAGGACACCAGCUCACUUUCGAGGGGGGGAGGCUGGUGAAAGCCAGAUUUUCGGCAUUCAACACGGCCAUGGAUGAGAUCUACAAUACGCAGAAGUCCUUUUUGAUUCUGGAUGCAGGCUUACGAAUGCAGUUGCGGGAGGAGGCGAAGGCAGCCUUCCUGCCUCCGUACACGACCUUCUACGAUAAAUUUUCCGGAACACAAUUUAGCUCCCAGUCCUUUCGUCUGGUUAGCGGGUUACUUCUCUAG
Messenger RNA from Nannochloropsis gaditana CCMP526, 2241 nucleotides. RefSeq names its product exocyst complex component 7 (gene EXOC7). The coding region runs from base 1 to 2241 and encodes 746 amino acids. Gene Ontology annotation, cellular component: exocyst. Gene Ontology annotation, molecular function: phosphatidylinositol-4,5-bisphosphate binding. Gene Ontology annotation, biological process: exocytosis. The transcript has 3 exons. The record is from RefSeq and is a predicted model, not a curated record.